Ostertagia ostertagi is the source of this 819-nucleotide messenger RNA. The record is from the annotation of a GenBank genome assembly. NCBI's taxonomy places the organism in Eukaryota, Metazoa, Nematoda, Chromadorea, Rhabditida, Trichostrongylidae.
AUGGACACAAAAGCAACUCACGAAUCACGGAGUGCUCAAGAGUUCACUAGUCAGAUGGAGAAAAUUGACAAGAAGCUCGUCGCUUUGUUGGAAAAAUAUGAUCUUCAGCAAGCUGUCCAUGCUUUUAAGGAGAAAAUGAAGCAUAAAAAUGAACCUUCCACUGGAGCACAUCAUGUGAAGGUAUCAGAAUUGGAAGGAUUUGAAGACGAGCGCUUGCAACAGUUGUGGGAAACCGCUAGGAAUGGGAAGUUUUCGGAGGCUGAAUUGAUAGCACUGCAUGGCGAACUGAAAGAUGCUGAAAGGAAAACUAGAGUCUACGACGAUACUCUUCAGCAGUUGAAUAAGGUUCCCAUGGAGAAUUCGAUUCAUUUUGACGAUCACCAAUCUCUAGACACGAAGAAAGCGCAACUGAAGAAAGUGCACCGCGAAAUGUCUGACCACAUCGAUCAACUUCAUCAGAAGAUUCAUGAAGACAGCAAGAGUCCUUUCGAAAAUGAUCGCGUCAAACGGUUAUGGAAAACUGCACAAAUGAAUGGGAAUUUCUCACAGAAAGAUCUGGAUAUCAUGAAAGACGAAUUGCUUCACUUUGAUAUACAACUCAAGAAGAUCGCUUUUCAUAAGAUGUUCGAGGAUGUCCAGAGAACAAUAUCACGCAAAAGGCCUCUCAUACAGGACUUUGCUAGUGAGAUCCCGCAAAAAGAGAACUGGGAGUAUAAGCCAGUAGAAAAGAAAGUUCGGCAAUCACAAAAAGUAUGCCUGAGAUGUCUCGCUGGUGAAGCAGGCCAUAUCACACACGUACUGUCUGAGGUUGCUGCUUAG